GCUGGAGCGCUGUCUGUCUCGGCUGCUGCUCUGGGCCAGCCUGGGGCUGCUGCUCGUCUUUCUCGGCAUCCUCUGGGUGAAGAUGGGCAAGCCCUCGGCGCCGCAGGAGGCGGAGGACAACAUGAAACUGUUGCCAGUGGACUGCGAGAGGAAAACAGAUGAGUUCUGCCAGGCCAAGCAGAAGGCGGCCUUGCUGGAGCUGUUACACGAGCUGUACAACUUCCUGGCCAUCCAAGCAGGUAAUUUUGAGUGCGGCAAUCCAGAGAAGCUAAAAAGCAAAUGCAUUCCUGUUCUGGAGGCUCAGGAAUACAUAGCUAAUGUGACCAGCAGCCCCUCUGCAAAGUUUGAGGCCGCGCUGACCUGGAUACUGAGCAGCAACAAGGACGUGGGCAUCUGGCUGAAAGGGGAAGACCCGUCUGAGCUGGUGACGACUGUGGACAAAGUGGUCUGCCUGGAGUCUGCCCGGCCCCGAAUGGGUGUCGGCUGCCGCCUGAGCCGUGCCCUGCUCACCGCUGUCACCCACGUGCUCAUCUUCUUCUGGUGCCUGGCCUUCCUGUGGGGCCUCCUAAUCCUCCUGAAAUACCGAUGGCGGAAGCUAGAGGAGGAGGAGCAGGCCAUGUACGAGAUGGUGAAGAAGAUUAUAGAUGUGGUCCAGGACCACUAUGUGGACUGGGAGCAGGACAUGGAGCGCUACCCAUAUGUGGGCAUCCUCCACGUGCGAGACACCCUCAUCCCCCCACAGAGUCGGCGGCGCAUGAAGCGUGUGUGGGACCGUGCUGUGGAAUUCCUGGCUUCCAACGAAUCGCGAAUCCAGACCGAGUCCCACCGUGUGGCGGGGGAGGACAUGCUGGUGUGGAGAUGGACUAAACCUUCCUCCUUCUCUGACUCAGAGCGAUAGGACAGGGCCUGCUCCAGCCAGCCUGGCCUGGCCACCCAGCUAGGGCAAGGGCACAGACAGACCUUUGGUGCUCAUUCACUCCUGCCUUGAUUGCUCUCCUGGUCUCAGUUCUGGGACGUGUGGGCUUCCUUAGGGUAGCAGGGAGAGCGGGGUGAGGCUCCUCUAUGCCAGUCUUCCUGACAGAAAGGGGAGAAGGGCUGGCUCUCCCUGGAUGGAAGGGCAGGGCAGUGGUUGGAACCCGGGAGGUUCCCAGAAAGCUAGACAGCAACCCCGCGCUUGGGAGGUGGGUCGGGUGGUGGGCUGGGGCAGCAGAGGAGCGGGGGCACUUGGCCUGCGUGCCUUUGCAGUGUUUCCAGGGAGCUUGAGGGUGAGGGAGGAGUCCUGUCCUGCUGCUGCAUGGGCCUCUUUGUCCGAAAGGGGAAGAUGCUAGCCGGUGAACCAGCUGUAGGGACAGAAUAGAGGUGGCCAGGAUCGGGAAAGGGUGGAGGGUCCAGCCCCAGCUGCCUGGGCCUCAGCGCUUCUUCAGAAGAGAAGUCAGCCCUGAACCAGGGCGGAGCCUCAGCCUCCUGCAGGCUCACCACCUUAUUUUACUGUGACAACUCCUCUCCUGGCUGUUGAACUGGAACAGCACAGGUAGGGUGCGGCAUUGUGGCUGCACACUGCCCCCUUCAGGCUACAUGGAGCAGCGUGGACCAUUAGCCUGCUGUGCAGUAGAGGGCCUGCUCCGAAACACCCAAUGGGGGGCCUCAUUAGCUGAGAGGUAGACUCCAGCAACUCAUCCAGCUAGCCUCACCCACAUCCCAGGAGGGUGGCGGGUGGGUGUGAGGCAUGCCUGCCUCCAAAGGCACAAACGCCCGCUCUCAGACCUGUCACCGUUCUCUGUUUCUUAAUAAAGCACCAUCUCCAUUUGGCAAUA
Messenger RNA from Myodes glareolus (Bank vole), 1814 nucleotides. It is a transcript of the gene Lemd2, whose product is annotated as LEM domain nuclear envelope protein 2. Gene Ontology annotation, biological process: negative regulation of BMP signaling pathway; nuclear envelope organization. Gene Ontology annotation, molecular function: chromatin DNA binding. The record is from RefSeq and is a predicted model, not a curated record. NCBI's taxonomy places the organism in Eukaryota, Metazoa, Chordata, Mammalia, Rodentia, Cricetidae.